ACGUAUUGUUUGCAUGCAUUGCAUUGCACGCCAAACGUAAACGUGACCUGAGCUGAGACUGCACUGUGUCAAUCUAUUUCAUACUCGAAAUUAUCUAAGUUUGCCUACUUCUAUAUUGAACUGAAGCAGAUUUAAAGAUGCCCAAGUACUACUGUGACUAUUGUGACACCUAUCUCACGCAUGACUCGCCAUCUGUAAGAAAAACGCACUGCAAUGGAAGAAAACACAAAGAGAAUGUAAGGAUAUACUACCAGAAAUGGAUGGAGGAACAAGCACAGUCUCUCAUUGAUAAAACAACUGCUGCAUUCCAGGCCGGUAAAAUCGCUCACAAUCCAUUCUCCACUGGUGGCCCUCCUGGUACUGGACCACCAGGCCCCGGUGGCCCUGGUGGUCCCCCAGGUCCCCCUGGUACAGGUGUCCGUGUACCCCCUCCUAAUAGCUACAAUCCUAAUGGACCAUUCCCUGGUGGUCCAAUGCCUCCUGGUGCUGGUCUUAUGAGACCCCCUCAUCCAAGAGGACCACCUGGUUUUAUCAUGGGUGGACCAGGACCUAGACCAUUGAUGAGACCAAUGGGACCAUUAUGAUCAACCUCUCACAAUCUGCUACUCCUCUGUAUAUAGCCCUGUUAUCCAUCAAUGUUUUCAUAUCAUUAGGCAAGUCCAAAAUAUUGUGCAGUUUAUCUGUAGGACACUUGAACUUUGUCCAAAUCAUACCUUUCUCUCCCCCACAUAAAUGGUAUUUUUAAUGUUAAUAAUAGUAGCUUCUUCGUCCUUCAUGAUAUGAUGCUCUCGGAAGUCCAAUGUAAUUACCCCCGUCAAAGCCAAGCAGACAAAUAUUUAUUAAUCACUAUAGCAUAUUGGGUACCCAUUUAUACCAGGGUGGAGAGUGGCAAACGUGGAUUAAUGUUGCCAAAGGACGUUCAUGCAGGGCUGGGAUUUGAACCCUUUACCCUUCAAUUGACGGUCAAACGAACGAACCAUUAUCCCAUGACACCUAAGCAGAGAUCAUAUCUUUCACUGCUUUGGCAUAAAAUGACACCAAACUUCAUUCGCCCAUGGACUACUGAAUGCUCUGAUUCCUAUAGGGUUAAUACAGGAUCUAUCCUGUUCUCGUAGGCAGUGGAUUAAUUGAAUCGGAAUGAUUAUUCUCCAUCUCUGUGAAUAUUAUUUUGGACUUGCCCAAUAUCUCUGCCAUCUAAGGUUCUUAUGGAAGCAUUGUCAUUU
Strongylocentrotus purpuratus (purple sea urchin) is the source of this 1223-nucleotide messenger RNA. It is a transcript of the gene snrpc, whose product is annotated as U1 small nuclear ribonucleoprotein C-like. The record is from RefSeq and is a predicted model, not a curated record. Gene Ontology annotation, biological process: spliceosomal snRNP assembly; mRNA 5'-splice site recognition; mRNA splicing, via spliceosome. NCBI's taxonomy places the organism in Eukaryota, Metazoa, Echinodermata, Echinoidea, Camarodonta, Strongylocentrotidae. The coding region runs from base 138 to 584 and encodes 148 amino acids. Gene Ontology annotation, molecular function: zinc ion binding; pre-mRNA 5'-splice site binding. Gene Ontology annotation, cellular component: nucleus; U1 snRNP. The transcript is spliced from 5 exons.